ACGUAUCACAGACCGGAGAACAGAAUGGUGGCUUUAUGUUGGUAUUUUGGCUCAAUUCUCCUCCUUGACUUGGGGACCAUGACAUUGAGCACCGAAAUGGGCCACAAUUCAGCCAUGGAAAUCUUCAGCGACAAUGUCAUUAUCCCGCCCAUGCCAGAGGCAUCCAUACAUCAACACAGUCAUCACAGGAAGCACAGAGGUCGUAAGGAGAGGAUGACAGCAGGUCUGCUCCGAGAGAUGCCCCAUAUUACUGUGUUCCACACCCAAAAUGAAGGGCCAGACCUGGAGGGCCUCAGUCCCGUCCGCUUAGAGAUAGAGCCAGGAGAUAAAAGACGAGUAUUGAGUGGAAGAAAGAGGACCUUCAAUGGGUUUGAUUCCUUAAUUCCAGAGCAAACGUAUAUCUCUCCUGGCGCCGGGACUCCAGAGAAGGCAAUGAGACAUCCCACUGGGCGCAAAGUGUUUGGAGGGCACAUCAUUAGGGCUGUUCAUGAUGAGGGUAAUUUGGCAUCAGGGAAGAAACGGAGGGUUUCUUUUGAUCAAAGGCUCAAUCUAAACUCCUUUGGGAGUCCCACAGAGUCAGUGUUCCCCGCAGCCACUGCUGGCUCCUUCAUAUUACCCAUAACUGCAGUCGGUGGGAAGCCGUCCACAAAGCCAACCCCCUCUAGUAAACCACAGGUCAGAAGUUUCAGUGGGGAUGUGACGCCCACUUUCAACAUAACAUUCUUCGACUGGACUGAUUAUGAAUAUAUGAGGCCUUCAGACAAAAAGCAAUUUUCUAAGAAGCAAGGAUCUGACAAACAGGCCACGAAAAGUCCUAGCAUUGAACUCAUUACUCUUACAUCAGAAGAGAGCUGUAAACAUCACCUGGAUUGUCUACCAGGGUCGUGCUGUAAUCUCAGAAAACAUGUAUGUGAGCUUCACAACCGUGGCUUCAACAACAAGUGCUAUGACAGCUGCAUGUGUGAGGAAGGGCUUCGUUGCUAUGCUAAACUGCACAGGCAUUACCGCAUCACACGCAAAAAGGGACAAUGUGUUGAUGAGGGUAUAAGCUUAAACCGUGGCAUGGUCAUUGUUUAAAUAAGGCAGAAGAAUUUGUCAUAUUUUCCUUUCCAAAUGCAUGCAAUUACAUUUUCCACUGUUUUGGAUUUUUUUUAUAUUCAUUCUUAUACAUGUUUAGUUGUAUCAUUUGGUUGCUUUCCUGGAUUUCGCCUAAUUGUUUCCAAAAAUUGUAAAACAUUGACAGCAAUAUUUUGAGAAUGCAUAGACAUUACAUAUUUGCAUGAGUUUUACAAAACAGAUUGUUUAUACUACAAGAUCAGUUCAUUCAAAUGAAUGAAAAUUGAGCUACUCUGUUAUGAUAUGUAAUGUGCGAUAUGAAAAUUGAGUAAUGUGUCAUUGUGGAAUCUUUGAAAAUUUGUAACAAAUGUAUUAUAGAAGUUAUUGCAUGUAGACAUAUUUGUAUUUUGUGUUCAUGCGGUUGAGUUGCAUCGAUCUGUUGUUGUCAUUACAAGGGAACAGUUGUGAAUAGAUGGACUUGAGCAUGCAUGCAAAGACCGUCUUUUUAAUGUUGGGACUACAACGCCUGCCAGGUCCCCAGCUUCCAAUCAGACGAGCAGCUUUGGAAUGGACACAAAGAAGAACACAGGGGAGAUCUUCAUCUCACAUUAUUAAACCAGUAAAUCUUC
Rhinichthys klamathensis goyatoka is the source of this 1685-nucleotide messenger RNA. RefSeq names its product dorsal inhibitory axon guidance protein b (gene draxinb). The coding region runs from base 25 to 1077 and encodes 350 amino acids. Gene Ontology annotation, biological process: axon guidance; Wnt signaling pathway. Lineage: Eukaryota; Metazoa; Chordata; Actinopteri; Cypriniformes; Leuciscidae. The transcript has 7 exons. Gene Ontology annotation, cellular component: extracellular region. The record is from RefSeq and is a predicted model, not a curated record.